This is a messenger RNA of Solea solea (common sole), 1011 nucleotides long. RefSeq names its product heat shock protein, alpha-crystallin-related, 9 (gene hspb9). Bases 127 to 813 code for a protein of 228 amino acids. Gene Ontology annotation, biological process: response to heat; protein refolding. The transcript has 2 exons. Gene Ontology annotation, molecular function: protein folding chaperone. The record is from RefSeq and is a predicted model, not a curated record. Lineage: Eukaryota; Metazoa; Chordata; Actinopteri; Pleuronectiformes; Soleidae.
GACAGGGACACGGGACAGCGUCUUCACUACUAUCUUCACUGGAUCCUCAAGAAGUCUGAAAGAGACAAUCAGCAAGUGAGAGACUGAGAGUUUGCUUUUUAAAUCAAGUGUUUGACAAGGAGAAACAUGAUGUCCCAGCGCGCCGCCUUCACCAGUCUGUUCGCCGACGACCCUUUCUUCAGCCAGGACCGGCUGCUGUGGCCAAUGAAUCACGGCGUCCUCUCGUCGCUGCAGCAAGACUUCUUCAACCGCAGGUCCAACCUGGCCGACAGUCUCCUGAGGGAGCUGGACGAUGAGCACCCCCUGCUCAAACUGAGCCCUCUGCCCCUGCUGUCCUCCACGCUCACCGGGUUGACUGACGCCAAAGAGCAGAAAGAGACUUCAAACAUGGAGCUGCAGAAAAACGUCCAGCAUCACGCCGAGAAGAAAGGCGACCUCCUGGUGACCCUAGACGCUCGUGGUUACGCCCCCAGUGACAUCACCAUCAAACUGGAGGGGCGGAGCCUUGCGGUGGUGGCCAUGAAACAAGCCGGGGCAGAAGAAAGCGAGACUUGCUCCUCCUCCACCUCUUGCGCCGCCUUCCACGCCGCUGCCUCGUCUAAGGCGGGAUUCGCUCAGAAGAUCGACCUGCCCGCUCACCUGGAUCUGUCCGGCCUAUCCUGCUCCCUGAUGGAUGACGGACAGCUGCGAAUCCACGCCCCCGUGGCCAAGCUGCCAAUCAGUGAGGAGGAACAGGAGGGGCCCGCCCGCUUCAGGUCAUCGCUGGAGUUUCCCAUUAAAAAGGACAAGACGGGGGCGGAGCACACAGACUAACGCCCACAUGACACGCCCCCCCCCAUGCACUCACUGUUUGAAUGUAAUCACUUAGACACACACGCACACUUCCACUUAAAGACUGUCUAUGAAUUAAGUUUACAUUUACUAAAUGAAGAGAAUAUUUAUUUUGUAAUUCAAUUCUUUAAUUUGUAAUUCAUGUUUUGAGAAAUAAAGUGUUUGAUUUUCAGAAAAUGA